Cydia amplana is the source of this 3783-nucleotide messenger RNA. Its product is annotated as protein lin-10-like. Gene Ontology annotation, cellular component: plasma membrane; cytoplasm; dendritic spine. Gene Ontology annotation, molecular function: protein binding. NCBI's taxonomy places the organism in Eukaryota, Metazoa, Arthropoda, Insecta, Lepidoptera, Tortricidae. The transcript has 24 exons. The record is from RefSeq and is a predicted model, not a curated record. The coding region runs from base 273 to 3665 and encodes 1130 amino acids. Gene Ontology annotation, biological process: chemical synaptic transmission.
ACUACGAAUCCAUCCUUACGCAGGGCGUAGCGCAUGCGCGUAGCUGCCGCGCCGCGCCGCAGUCGCCCUCCGCGCGCCGCCCGCUACGCACGUAGCUACGCUACGCGCUACGCGCCCGCAGUGACGUGUGGUGUAGUGUAGUGUAGUCUUGUGACGUCUAAGUGAAAAAUGUAAUGACGUGUCGAAAAAUGUAAGAGUGUGAAAAAGGUGUAACGCAGAAGGAAUGUUGAAAAAAGUGCCAACGCGGGUGCAGGCGUGAGGCUGGCGGCGACAUGAGCGCGGCGCGGGACGCGGGGGACUCCACGCCGGGCUCCGACGUCACGCGGCUGUUCCCCAAGUGCCGGCCGAGGAUGCACCGCCACGACAGGUUGAACUCCGGUCUGGAGGGCCGGGAGAACAGCAUCAACAACGUUUCCUCGGACGAAGAACGCGAGAGCCAACUGGUCAUACUCAACUCCAAGGGGAGCGCCUACAAACUUAGAGACUCUAGGAUAAUAGAAAUAGCAGGCGGCCGAGAGCUCUACUCGCAGAGUCGAACCAAAGCGGUUCGGAAGCUAAGACACACCAACACACACAAACAUAACCUUCGGAACAAGGUGCGCUCUCUGGGCAAGGACACACUCGACUACUCGGACAAUCUUGUCAACGAGAUAUCCUUGCACAGGCUAAACAAUGAGCCUAAAAAAAUGAUAUCACGGCACACGUCACCGACAUACACAAACGGGGACCGGGAACCCAUCAUAGAGGAGACAAUGGGGAUCCCUAAAAACAGUUCGCCAAUUCUGGACCCCCAUAAAACGAAUGACGUGAGCACUAAGAGUAGCCCCAUAGCCGUCGUUGCGGACGGAGAGGUCGUCGUUUUUGACGACAACGAGGACUGGAAAGUGAUAUUGAAUUCUGUGUCCCUAGGUCUUCGGAUGGACCCGGAUGCUAGUGAUCACGAGAUCGAUCUGAGUGUAAAAAGGACUUUAGACAAUAUGAAAAACGGUGACAGUGAUGUGAUGAACAAUAAAAGUGAGUUAAGUGAGAGUGAGUCGAGUCCUGGGGAGGAGAGGAGUGAUGCAAGCCCUUCUGGUGUUUGGAUGUCAGAGGAUGAAGACAAGGGGAGGGUAACUAGGGUGAUUGGGGAGCUGCCUAUAGCUGAAUAUGAGGGGUCACCGCGGAGAUAUGGCGUUGGCAGUCAAAAACAGACUGUCAGGUCGCCGAGGCCUGGAUUUCCGCAGCGUAUAGUGACAGAGAGCAGAGACGUGACGCCGCCAUCAGGGUCAGCAGCAUUCGACUACCUGUACGAGUUCUCCGAGACACGGAAGGUUCUCGAAGAGUUCUUCAGGUGUCCCGCGGUAGCUGGCCACACGCAGCUCAACAGCAACGAUGAGAUUGUUAACUUUCAGGAGCUAGAUUACGAGUUACGUCGUCAAACGCAAGACUGUCCGUCGGAGAACGGAGUGGAGGGGAGCGACGCGGAGUGGCCGCACACAGAUACGCUGGACUCACCACACACGGCGCACAACCACACUAACUUUUUAGGAUUACAGCAACAACGCGAGUGCUACGGCGAGCCCAACGUGGCGGCGCUCCGGGUGGGCGCGGCGUGGAGCGGCCCCGCGUCCCCCGCCGCCCCGCCGCCCCGCGCCCGCGCUUCCCUCGCCCUGUCCCCCGAUACAAGCGACGAGGGUAGCGAUCUCUCGCUCAUCAUCAUGGAGAACGAGCUGAGCGAGAUGAAAGUUCAAAUGGACGCAAGUCGCGUGGUGGUGACGCACCUGCCCAUCGUGGAGGACGGGCUGUCGUCCGGCCACGCCUCCGACAAUGACAAUAAUAACCAACUGCCGACCUUACAACAGGCGCAUUCUUCGGUGAUAAUCGAGGAGAUUGUGGAGAACGGGACCAGCGCAGAGGCUCACGUGCUCUCUGACGCCGACCUACACUCGUUGGAUCCUUUAGCGUGCAACGAAGUGUCCCCGCCGCCGCCCGCGCCGGCGCCGCACCGGCCCGCCGCCGCCGACGAGCCGGAGCGCGCGCCGCACGUCGCACACGCGCCGCACGCGCCGCACACGCCGCAUGCGCCGCAUGGAGCGCACGACGAUUAUCCCAAUAGUAGGAAAAGGCCCUCAUCAGCUCAGAGUACAGACUCUGUGGAAAUCAAACCUGCGAGUGGAGAUGAAGAUGAAGCGGACACGGACCUGGAGACCGACAGGCUAUUAGGGCAGCAGAGGACGGACGACCAGGGAUUCUUCGACGAUAAGGGAUGGCGCAAACCAAAAUCACGUACAGUGAUGCCGGCGGGCAGCGUGUCCGGCGGCGCGCGGUCACCGCCACACGACGAUCAAGACGAGACCCAUCAUAAUGGGAAGGAUAAAGAUGGAAAAAAGAAAAGCAAAAACAAAGAAGAUAUGCGUUCAGUUCUCAUCGAAGGCGUAUUAUUCCGAGCACGUUACCUCGGUUCAACCCAGCUGGCCUGCGAAGGACAGCCAACUAAAGCCACCAGGAUGCUCCAAGCCGAGGAGGCGGUCUCCAGAAUCAAGUGGGGCUGCGAGGGCCCGUACUCCGGCGUGUACGCGGCGCCGGCCGCCGUGUUCCGGCUCACCUUCCUGGGCUCGGUCGAGGUCGAGGAGGACAAGCGGCGGCGGAAACGCCUCAAGAAGAACAUGGUGGAAGAGGCGGUUAAUAAGAUUAAGGUGCGGGCUCCCGAAGGUGAAAACCAGCCAAGCACAGAAGUAGAUCUCUUCAUAUCGACGGAGAAAAUCAUGGUCCUGAACACAGAACUGAAAGAAAUCAUGAUGGACCACGCGCUCCGUACCAUUUCGUACAUCGCUGAUAUAGGGGACCUGGUGGUUCUUAUGGCAAGGAGAAGAUUUGUGCCGCACGAGACGGAUUCUGAUCAACCGAAAUUGAAUAGGACGCCGAAGAUGAUUUGCCAUGUUUUUGAGAGUGAAGAGGCGCAAUUCAUUGCACAAUCCAUCGGCCAAGCCUUCCAGGUGGCAUACAUGGAGUUCCUCAAAGCGAACGGGAUCGAGGACCACAGCUUCGUCAAAGAGAUGGACUACCAGGAAGUCCUGAACAGCCAGGAGAUCUUCGGGGAUGAACUACAGAUGUUCGCCAAGAAGGAGCUGCAGAAGGAAGUGGUGGUGCCGAAGACGAAGGGGGAGAUUCUGGGGGUGGUGGUGGUGGAGUCGGGGUGGGGGUCCAUGUUGCCGACGGUGGUGAUCGCUAAUUUGGCACCAGCGGGCGCGGCGGCGAGGUGUGGUCAGCUCAAUAUAGGUGAUCAAAUAAUCGCAAUAAACGGCGUGAGCCUGGUCGGUCUACCACUCUCCACGUGUCAGACUUACAUCAAGAACUCAAAGAACCAAACGGUGGUGAAGUUGACGGUGGUGCCUUGCGCGCCCGUGGUCGAGGUGAAAAUCAAACGGCCCGACACUAAAUAUCAGCUCGGGUUCAGCGUGCAAAAUGGAGUGAUAUGCAGCUUACUCCGCGGCGGUAUCGCCGAGCGCGGCGGCGUGAGAGUCGGCCACCGCAUCAUCGAGAUCAACUCGCAGAGCGUCGUCGCCGUCCCGCACGAGCGGAUCGUUAAUCUACUGGCGACAUCUGUGGGCGAGAUCCUAAUGAAGACGAUGCCGACCUCAAUGUUCCGGCUGCUGACGGGCCAGGAAAACCCCGUGUUCAUAUAAGCGCCGCCGCGCGACACAAGUGCCUGCUUACGAUAUUACACGCAGAUUUAAUGUUGGCCCUGUCAUACAUUCACUUUAGCACAGAUAAAAAAUGUAAAGGCGUUUACGAGGACUUAUU